Neltuma alba is the source of this 1411-nucleotide messenger RNA. Its product is annotated as disease resistance protein RPP2B-like. Bases 302 to 745 code for a protein of 147 amino acids. Gene Ontology annotation, molecular function: ADP binding. Lineage: Eukaryota; Viridiplantae; Streptophyta; Magnoliopsida; Fabales; Fabaceae. The record is from RefSeq and is a predicted model, not a curated record. The transcript is spliced from 2 exons. Gene Ontology annotation, biological process: defense response.
CAAGAAGCUCAACCCAGAUGAUUCCAUCAUUCUUCAACGCCACUUUCUCAAAGCAAUUAAACAAUCCAACAUUUUUAUUGUUGUCUUUUCCAAAAGCUAUGCUUCUUCCGCGUGUUGCCUUGAGGAACUCUCCAAGAUCAGUGCACACAUUCAUGAACCGCGAUAUAUUGUUUGCUCAAUUUUCUAUGAUGUCCAUCCAUCUUAGGUUCAAAACCAGAGGAAUUCUUUUGAAAAAGCUUUCGCUGAACAUGAACGAAGUUUCACAACAAAUGUACGCAAGGUACACAGUUGGAGGUUAGCAAUGAAACGAGUUGCCAAUCUUUCUGGUUGGGAUAUACCAUAUCACACAUGGCCACAACUUACUGAUGACAUUGUUAGAGAGGUCAAGAAGAAAGUCCGUGAAUUAGUUUAUGUUGAUACAGACCUAGUAGGAAUUCAAUCUCAAGUGAACAAAGUAGAAGAGCUUCUUGAUUUGGGUUCAAAUGAUGGGGUUCGAGUUGUGGGUAUUUGUGGUAUGGGUGGGAUAGGAAAGACAACUCUUGCCAGAGUUCUCUAUGAUGGGAUCUCUCACCAUUUUGAUGCUUCUCAUUUCCUACCCAAUGUAUCUGAAUAUCAUAUGAGCCCAGGGUUAAUAUAUCGCAAGAAUGUUCUCCUAGUUCUUGAUCAUGUUCAUAUUUACUUAAAUCUACAACCAUUAAUCUGGAUUAUAGAUGCCAGUUUGGUGGGGGAAGUAGAAUUAUCAUAACAACCAGAGAUGAAGGGGUCCUUGAGGCAUUUAAGAUGCAUGAUAUUUAUAGGGUUAAAUUAUUGACUAGAGAUGAAGCUCUUCGAUUACCGUGUUGGAAAGCGUUCAGACGUGAUUUACAAAUAAGAGGUUAUGAGGAAGAAAUAGAUAAUGUACUCAAAUAUGCUAGUGGCCUUCCAAUGGCAGUCAUAAAAUUAGGCUCUUUCUUAUAUAACACAAGGGUCUCUGAAUGGAGCAUAGCAUUGGUUGAAUUCAGAAAAUUCGCCAGCUUUAAGGUAAUGAAUGUCCUCAAAAGAAGUUUUCAUGAACUGGACUUCAGUGGUCAGGAAGUGUUUUUAGAGACUGCAUGUUUUUUCAUAGGGAAGGGUAUUGAACACGUAGAGGGGAUUUUAGAUGGUCAUAUGUACACUUAUAAGGGAAACUUUGUCCUUAAAGAAUAUGGUUUCAAGAAUGACAUACCACAUUUAGUUGAAAAGUCACUUGUGACUAUAAUAGACCAAAAAAUACAAGUGCAUGGUUUGUUGCAAGAAAUGGGAAGGGAAAUUGUUCGGCAUGAAUUUCCUUUGAAGCUAGAAGAGUGGAGCAGAUUAUGGAUUACAAUUAUAUUUAUGAAGUUAUGCAAAAUGACACAGUAAGUUUUGCCACUAUUUUUUUUUUUGGGGUUAA